Molecule: messenger RNA, 2600 nt
Organism: Solea senegalensis (Senegalese sole)
Lineage: Eukaryota; Metazoa; Chordata; Actinopteri; Pleuronectiformes; Soleidae
Product: anthrax toxin receptor 1-like
Exons: 18
Coding region: 208-2109 (633 amino acids)
Cellular component (GO): membrane
Molecular function (GO): signaling receptor activity
Source: RefSeq, a predicted model, not a curated record
GUGAGAGAGAGAGGGAGCUGCACAUUCAGCUUCACUCCUCCUCUGCCAGCACACAUCUGCAGCUCUGGAGAUGGGACACUGAUCCAGAGAGAAAACACUCUAACUCUAACUCCUGUCUUGAGGAUCCAGUCCUUGAAGGAUGGCUCGCUGUGUCUCAGGGUGGUGAGGGAGAAGGUGAAAGGAAAAGUCAGUCUCAGGAGAGUAUUUAUGUUUCUCCUUUCUGAGGUCGAGCACAUGCUUCAUCUGAAGUUUGGAGUGAUGUCCCACAACUGGUGCAGGCAGGUCCUGCUCGGUCUGGAGGUGGGCAUGCUGAUGACCGUCCUGGUGGCCGGCACUGCAGGACAGAUCCAUGACAGGAGGGAGGCAGGGUCAUCCUGCUAUGGAGGAUUUGACCUCUACUUUGUUUUGGACAAGUCUGGAAGUGUGCAACAUUACUGGAAUGAGAUUUAUUACUUUGUGGACCACUUGGCACACAAGUUCAUCAGUCCUCAGCUGCGGAUGUCUUUUAUUGUAUUUUCAACAGAGGGAAGGACUCUCAUGCCACUAACAGAAGACAGAGAGCAGAUUCGAGCCGGACUGGAGCAGCUGCGCAUGGUGCAGCCGGGUGGAGACACCUUCAUGCACAAAGGUUUUCAAAGAGCCAGUGAGCAAAUCUACUAUGGAACUGGAGAUGGUUACAGGACAGCCAGUGUCAUCAUCGCUCUAACAGAUGGCGAACUGAGAGAAAAUCCGUUUGACUUGGCACAAAGAGAGGCCAGCAGAGCACGGCAGUUAGGGGCCUCUGUUUACUGUGUUGGAGUGAAAGACUUCAAUGAAACCCAGCUCUCUACAAUAGCCAACAGUCAGGACCAUGUCUUCCCUGUGAAUGAUGGAUUUGAGGCACUACAGGGGGUCAUUGAUUCGAUCCUGAAGAAAUCGUGCAUUGAGAUCCUGGCCGUAGAGCCGUCCAGCAUCUGUGAAGGAGAAUCAUUUCAGGUUGUCGUCAAAGGAAACGGUUUCCUUCAUGCCAGAGAUGAACAGAAGGUGCUGUGCAGCUUCCGCAUCAACGACACUGUUACGAUGAUGAAAAGACCUCUGGUGGUGAGGGACACCUACCUUUUGUGCCCAGCUCCUGUUCUGGAAAAACAGGGAACGUCGGCCACUCUCCACGUUAGCAUGAACAACGGCCUGAGCUUCAUAUCCAGCUCCGUCACAAUAUCUGCAGUCACUUGUUCUGACGGGACGUUCGUGGCCAUCGCUCUUCUCAUCCUGCUGCUCCUGCUCAUCAUCAUGCUGCUGUGGUGGUUCUGGCCUCUCUGCUGCACUGUGAUCAUCCAUGACCCACCUCCUCCGGUAAUGGAGGACAGCUCUGAUGAUGAGGAUGGUUUUCCCAAGAAGAGGUGGCCCACUGUGGAUGCCUCAUACUAUGGAGGACGAGGAGUUGGAGGCAUUAAGAGAAUGGAGGUACGCUGGGGAGAUAAAGGCUCCACUGAAGAAGGAGCCAAACUGGAGAAAGCUAAAAACGCUCGGGUUGUGAUGCCUGAAGAGUUUGAUACACUUCCAAUGAGGCCGUACUACAACGCGCACAAAUCCACUCGCCCACAGAAGUGGUAUUCUCCCAUCAAGGGCAAGCUGGAUGCUCUGUGUGUAUUCCUGAGAAAAGGCUAUGACCGAGUGUCUGUGAUGCGUCCUCUUCCUGGAGACAAGGGCAAGUGCAUCAACUUCACCCGAGGCAAACCCUACGCCGCCCCUCGCUACCCCAUCUACAACCAUCCCUCCACACCUGUCUACACUUUGCCACACACUUUCCAGCAGUGUCCAUUGGAGGGCGGCCACGUCUCUAAUUUGCCCCCCUCGCCAACCUCCAUGCUGCCGCCUCUGCCGUCCACUCCGCCUCCUCCUUGCUCCUCCUCCUUCUCCUCUUCCUCCUCCUCCUCCUUCUCCACCACCUCUACCCUUCCCAUGUACACACCGCCUCCGAACAGAGCCCUGCCGCCCGGCAACUCAAGCUCCAUCCCUGCACCCCCUUCUCCAACUGGCUCCCUGCCGCCUCCACCUCCGGGGCCACCUCCCUGUAGAGCACCUCCUCCGUCACGCCCUCCUCCACGCCCAAAUCAUGAAAGCAACUGAUAAUGAUGAUGACGAUGGAAAGAUAAAGCGACGUUUUGCACUGUGUCAUUGUAUAAUGUUGCUGCUGGUUAUUCAACAUGCCGUGCACAGUGAAAACUUUGGACAAUCGAGUGUGUUUUUUCCUCAACAAGUGGCUCACGCAUCGUGUGCAACAAACUAUGACUUUUUUUAAAAGUCUAGAAAGUUAAUAUUUAGUGUAGCAAGCACAGCUUUGGCUAUUCAACGCUAUUAUAGCUAUGCAAUUCAGUCGGUGUUUGAGAACGGGCCUGAUAUGAAUUGGAUUCAUUUAUUGGAAAUACAAAAAAAAUUAAAAAUCUUUCACUGCUUUGUGCUGUGAAAAAAUGACAGAAAAUCCGAAAAUCCCACUGCCUGAGCAAAUGUGCCACAUAUUUCAAUACAAAGCUGUCUGACGAGUGCUGUCUUCAAAUGUAUAUUUUUGUGGAAAGAAAUCUGAAUUAAAUCCAUACAUUAUGUGUAUAUAUGUGAUGCUG